GAAGAAGAUGGCCAACAUGAAAGUCAUCUCCUUUGCUCUGCUCGUCGUUCUCCUCCUGUGUGUUGACAUGGGAGAAGCGAAGGGAAAGUCGUUGUGUUGCAAUACUCACCCAAAGUUCGGUAGGUGCGACACAGAGGAUGACGAAGACAGAUGCAACCGGUGGUGUCUCGACGGCUGCGAUAACGGCAGGGGCGGUUGGUGCAAACCUCUCUCUCAUCGGAGAAAACAAUGCCACUGCUAUUGCUGA
Molecule: messenger RNA, 247 nt
Organism: Tarenaya hassleriana
Lineage: Eukaryota; Viridiplantae; Streptophyta; Magnoliopsida; Brassicales; Cleomaceae
Product: putative defensin-like protein 23
Exons: 2
Coding region: 8-247 (79 amino acids)
Biological process (GO): defense response to fungus
Cellular component (GO): extracellular region
Source: RefSeq, a predicted model, not a curated record